Molecule: messenger RNA, 938 nt
Organism: Rubroshorea leprosula
Lineage: Eukaryota; Viridiplantae; Streptophyta; Magnoliopsida; Malvales; Dipterocarpaceae
Source: the annotation of a GenBank genome assembly
AUAGCUUAUGCUUUUAAGCUCCCUAGAGAACAUAAUUGGUCAAAAAGCCUUUCAAUUGCUUCUAAAUCUUUUUUAAAAUUAUGGCUGUAAAAAGGAUCUGAUGUGAAAUUAUCUCCUACAGGGGAGGUCAGUAAUGUAUCUCAAGGUAUGGGAGAGGAUUUACUGUUUUGUCCUAGCCUGCAAGAUCAUCCUGAACAAACAGUUUUCUGGUCAUUACUUUCUCCUGAUCAAAAUAGGAUUCACAGGCCUGUUGAAUCUUCCUUGUCACUAUCAUUCGGGUAAGUUCUACAUUUCUGCCAUCCCACGGUAAAACUGGUCUCUCUGUGAGAGUAGAGGACAGACAAGAGGGUCUAAUGAUCAGUAGUCAACAACGGGAAUCUAUCUUUAGAACCCAAAUUGCCUUUUGUAUAGUCUAAAGUUUUCUCCCAUGUUGUGUUUUAACUUCAUCAAUGGAGCAUAACAUAUUGCAUUUGCUUUUCAUUCCAAAAAUUUCCUUUCCAGCUCAAUUCAGCAUCCAUCUAUCGGAGUUCCACAAUCCACUGGUUUUGCAAUUGCAUCGUUGCAACCCAAUGUUUUGGAACAUCAAUUAUUCACCGUCUCAUCCCCCUUGCAGCAAAGUCAUUGCCUUUGAUUGAGUUGGUGGCUAAUCUUAUAAGGAGAGUUUGUAGAAAGCAUUUGUAAUUUAUUCUUUUUUCCUUCUUGUAAAGCAUUACCAGCUCAUAGUUUACAUGGCUGCCUGAUGUAACCAUCCGCAAUUGCAUCGGCAGAAUCUGGCCAGGCAAUCGCCUCUGGGAUGAAAGUUUUUAGAUUCCCAUUUCUCUUGAAUACAUAAUUGUACCUAUAUAGUUACCAGUUAGGAAAUCAAAUCUAUGUCUAGUUACAUAUAUGAAAAAUAUGAAACUACUUCCUCUUUUCCGAGAUAAAUGGUUUUUUUUUCU